ACUCCGCCUCUCGCCGCCGCUGCCACCGCUGCCGCCGGACUCACGGCCUCGGGCGGCGGGGACCCAGCUUGCACGCGCCGCGCCCUCUGGCUCCAGGUGGGGCAGAGGACUCGCCCGGAUCCUCCCGCCCAGGGCCCGCCUCGGCCUUCUCGUGGUCCCGCGGCCCAGGGGCUCCUUCUAAUAGACCCGGACUGAGUCUCCUCGGAUCGGGGACCCUCCCCUUGUCCCCUAAGCCACCAAGGAGGGUGGACAACUGCCGCCGCAUCUCCUGAACCCGGGUCUUGGCUCUGCAGUCCCCUCUUACCCUUACAGACUGCUGAGAGCUUCACGAUUCUGUUUUUUCUUGUUUCCAACUCUAGAACCUUGCGACCUCCGGUCACUGCCUGUUCCCCAGGGCACCCUCCCCGGGAGACACGCUCCAUCCCCACACAACCUGGGCCAGGCUCUGUGCCUGCGGGCUUCUUCCUGAUUCCCUGCUCUCUUCACUGCCCCCCACCCUCUGUCUUCUGCCCUUCACUCCCCUUAUCACCUCUUAGAGCCCGUCCUAACCAGGGACCAGUGGGUACCCCUUGCCCCAGGAUGUGAGCCCCUUUGACCUGUAAUGCUGUGGCUGGCCCUUGGCCCUUUCCGUGCCAUGGAGAACCAGGUGUUGGUGAUUCGCAUCAAGAUUCCAAAUAGUGGCGCGGUGGACUGGACAGUGCACUCUGGGCCGCAGUUACUCUUCAGGGAUGUGCUGGAUGUGAUAGGCCAGGUUCUGCCUGAAGCAACAACUACAGCAUUUGAAUAUGAAGAUGAAGAUGGUGAUAGAAUUACAGUGAGAAGUGAUGAAGAAAUGAAGGCAAUGCUGUCAUAUUAUUAUUCCACAGUAAUGGAACAGCAAGUAAAUGGACAGUUAAUAGAGCCUCUGCAGAUAUUUCCAAGAGCCUGCAAGCCUCCUGGGGAACGGAACAUACAUGGCCUGAAGGUGAAUACCCGGGCUGGACCCUCUCAACACACCAGCCCCGCAGUUUCAGAUUCACUUCCAAGCAAUAGCUUGAAGAAGUCUUCUGCUGAACUGAAAAAAAUACUAGCCAAUGGGCAGAUAAAUGAACAAGACAUACGGUAUCGAGACACCCUUGGUCAUGGCAACGGAGGCACAGUCUACAAAGCAUAUCAUGUUCCGAGUGGGAAAAUAUUAGCUGUGAAGGUAAUACUACUAGAUAUUACACUGGAACUUCAGAAGCAAAUUAUGUCUGAAUUAGAAAUUCUUUAUAAGUGUGAUUCAUCAUAUAUCAUAGGAUUUUAUGGGGCAUUUUUUGUAGAAAACAGGAUUUCAAUAUGUACAGAAUUCAUGGAUGGGGGAUCUUUGGAUGUAUAUAGGAAAAUUCCAGAACAUGUCCUUGGAAGAAUUGCAGUAGCAGUUGUUAAAGGCCUUACCUAUUUGUGGAGUUUAAAGAUUUUACACAGAGAUGUGAAGCCCUCCAACAUGCUAGUAAACACAAGAGGCCAGGUCAAGCUGUGUGAUUUUGGAGUGAGCACCCAGCUGGUGAAUUCUAUAGCCAAGACGUAUGUUGGAACAAAUGCUUAUAUGGCGCCUGAAAGAAUUUCAGGGGAACAGUAUGGAAUCCACUCUGAUGUCUGGAGCUUAGGAAUCUCUUUCAUGGAGCUUGCUCUUGGGAGGUUUCCAUAUCCUCAGAUUCAGAAAAACCAGGGAUCUUUAAUGCCUCUCCAGCUUCUGCAGUGCAUUGUUGAUGAGGAUUCGCCCGUCCUUCCGGUUGGAGAGUUCUCCGAGCCAUUUGUACAUUUCAUCACUCAGUGCAUGCGAAAACAGCCAAAAGAAAGGCCAGCACCUGAGGAAUUGAUGCCUUUCAGAAGCCAGAGGCCUGGUAAACAGAGAAGAGAGUCAGUGUGCUAAAAGUUUUUGGUGCAGUCCUACAAGAAGGAGUCUGAUUGUGGCACAGAGUCCUGGAUGCAUGUGAAAUGAAAUUAGACUGGCUGCAAAAGAUCAAGUCAAUGCGAAUCUUUGGUCUUUCCUCAGAAACAGACACUACAAGGCUGCCAGCGCUGUGUCCUCAGCUCCAAGGCAGCCUUCUUUGAUUGCAGAUGACAGUUUUUACUCAAGCAGGGAAAGGAACAGAGAUGUUCCCUAACAAUUCCCAAAUGGUCAUUUAUUUAGUGCAGAUUGUUGAUUUGACAACACACAAGCUGUUAGAAUGACGUUAGGAUGGAGCAUUAAUAAAUAAUAAUUAUGUUCUACUCUUUUCCAAGGUUUUGCAUACCAUUCCCUGUCUUUAGGUCACUGCAAUCAGAGCAAAUCAGCCCUAAUUUUCUUUCACCUCUUUAAACAAUAUACAUUUUACAGAUAUUGAAGUCCAUCCUACUGAAUGCUCUAAGUGCCCAAACUUCUGUACAAUACAGAUUCCCCCCACACACACACCCAUAGAGAACCUUCCCCUGUGCAUCACAAGUACUCUCCAGGUAGGGAAUUCUCUCCUUCAUGUUGUCUCUAGAGCAAAAAUUCAAUUUUCAAGAUAAUUUCAAGUUAAAGUUCACCCCUAAAACCCCUGAAAUUUAUAGCUAUGCUGAUUUCAUGUGUAGACUAAACUGGGAUGGGUUUGGGGCUUUAUUGGUUUUUUUGGUUUUGUUUUGUUUUUGGUCUCUUUGGUGAUUGGGGAAUUCUUGCAGUUAGUCACAUUUGAGAAGACUUGGAACAGGUUCCAGAGAUGGAGACCCGUUUACCUUGUGCAUUAUUAAGCUACGGCUGGAUAGCUCAGCUAUUAAAACAAAGGAAUAGGGUUUCAUAAAACAGAUAUCUGUUUGUAAAUGCAUGUUUCAAUGCUGCAGUGAGUUGGCCACUUAUAAAUAAAACAUCUGCAGAUCAUGCUCAUACCCAUAAAUGUAUAUGAAUGUGUGUGUGGAUAAGGAACACCUCUCCAGGGUGGCGAGUCAUAAAGAUAAGGCUAAAGGGUAGAACCUCUAGUGCCUCAGAAGCAAGUAGAUGUGGAUGUAUGUGCAUGUGUGUGUAUGGAGGGGUGUUUAGAUGGAUUUCUUUUUACUCUGGUGCAUGCUGUCCCAAAUGUUUAAUUAAUAAAUAUCAACAAAUCAAUAAGAUACAGUGAAAAGUGUAGUCAGCAGAAGCACCAUCCUAUACUUAAUUUAACAUUAUUUCUAGUACUACUCAUUUAUUCCCAGAGGUAUAACAGUAGUUAGGCACCCUUGUUUGGUAAGGGCUGGGUGUGGAGUCAGGAAACAGGAGGGAGGGGGCUGCUGUGGUCAAGGCAGUCGAGCCCUGCCUGCCUUUUGCCAAGAGGUUAGACCCAGCAGGGGACAGGAAAGGAAGUAGGUUGUUCCUUGACUUGAACCUGAGUCACAUCCUAGGGACCCAGUCUGAAGAACAGUUUCUUUAUUCCUCCCAGCAUAUUAAUGGCUUUAAUUUUUCCUUUUCCCUCUCUGCCUACAACCUAUUUGAUGGUGCUCCCAUCUGGAAGCCGAGAGCGUCCUCUGGAAUGCGUGAACUGUAGAGCCCAUUUGUCACUGUGGGUGGGGGGCCUGUGCCUUUCGCAAAAGAGAGCAGUUUAUCUCCCAGGCGCGGUAACUCCAGCCAGCAGGAUACCAACAUGGGCUGCACAGCUUGGGCCGCGUCAACUGUGAGGCCUGCAGGAUUUUCAAGGUUUCCCUGUGGGUUUGCAUUUUCCAAAUCAAAGGAAGAAAAUCAGAGAUGGAGUCUGGUGGAAAUGCUGAGAGUCGUAGAUUCACUGUAGGAAACUCUUAAAUGAUCUCCAGGUAUGGCUUGACUGGUGAACACUUCUUACCUAAGUAAAUCAGAGCACAGGAUGGGUGGGUCAUAUCACCCUGACUUCUGGGCUUGGGCUGUACACCUUGUGGGUACUCAAGCUGUCUUUGUCUUUUUAUUUGGUGGGGUCACUGUAGAUACCCGGAUACCCAAUACCAAGUCUUAAAAUCAUUGGUCACGUCUGUCUUAAAAAUGAAAUGUAAAACUCAAGAUUAAACUCUUGAGACCAUUAAAUCCCAGUGUUAGAACUCACUUAGUUGUCUGGUUAUUUAAUUUCCUCUCUUGUGGGUAGUCAUUCUUUAGAUGGU
Molecule: messenger RNA, 4080 nt
Organism: Sciurus carolinensis (gray squirrel)
Lineage: Eukaryota; Metazoa; Chordata; Mammalia; Rodentia; Sciuridae
Gene: Map2k5
Product: mitogen-activated protein kinase kinase 5
Exons: 22
Coding region: 602-1894 (430 amino acids)
Biological process (GO): protein phosphorylation
Molecular function (GO): protein kinase activity; protein binding; ATP binding
Source: RefSeq, a predicted model, not a curated record